UCCGUCUCUUCCGUGCCACCCGAAGCGCACGACGCAGCGCGCAUCCCCCAUAGCCACUGCUCCUCCUAGCUUGCUUCUUCCCCGGCGACAGAGGAGGAAUAUAUCGAUCGAUCGAGAUGUCGAAGUACGUGGAGCUGCUGGACAUGGGCGUGCGCAUCGCCGCCAGGUUCCACUCCCACUGCCCGCAGACGGCGCGCAUGUACUACAAGCCGCCGCAGUCCGCCUCCACGUCGGGCGCCGCCGAGGCCGCGCCGACGGAUCGGACGAAGGCGGCCGGCUUUGGCGGCGGCGAGGACGUGGCUGCUGGCUUCCGGCCCUUCGCCGCGUCGGGAGCUCUCGGCGCCGGCGUCGUCCAGCCGCGGUUCGGCUUCGACACCGCGCAGGUCCUCAUCUACGAGGUCGUAUGAGUCGAGGGAUUGAAAUGAACAACGGCGAGGACUUCUAAAAGGAGAGAGAUCUCUUUGAUGAGAUUUUUUUGGCGGCCAAUGAGUUGAUUGAUCAUUCUUUUGUUAGUUUGUGACCGUGCUGGAAUUGAUCAAAUACAGAAUUUUCGUUCCUGAUUACUACUUA
Triticum urartu is the source of this 570-nucleotide messenger RNA. RefSeq lists its product as uncharacterized. Lineage: Eukaryota; Viridiplantae; Streptophyta; Magnoliopsida; Poales; Poaceae. The record is from RefSeq and is a predicted model, not a curated record.